This is a messenger RNA of Cutaneotrichosporon cavernicola, 1452 nucleotides long. RefSeq lists its product as uncharacterized. NCBI's taxonomy places the organism in Eukaryota, Fungi, Basidiomycota, Tremellomycetes, Trichosporonales, Trichosporonaceae. Gene Ontology annotation, cellular component: transferase complex. Gene Ontology annotation, molecular function: prenyltransferase activity. The transcript is spliced from 2 exons. The record is from RefSeq and is a predicted model, not a curated record. Gene Ontology annotation, biological process: isoprenoid biosynthetic process; ubiquinone biosynthetic process. Bases 1 to 1452 code for a protein of 483 amino acids.
AUGCUCUCCCGGGCCGCCAAAUCCGCGUACCGCCGUACGGCGGCGCCAACUCUUUCGCUGCGGAGUGUUCGGGGCGCACACAGCUCGGUGCCACGCCCGGCUUCGGCCGCAACCGCAACAAGCGCCUGGGCGGCCGCAACCGAGCAUGCGCACUCGGUCCUUGCCAAGGCGCCUCCACCACGGCAGGCCGAUGACCGCUUGGACCCGCUAGCGGUGAUCAAGACGGAGAUUGGGGCGCUCAAGGGCUCGCUGUUCCACAUGCUCGGGUCGAGCCAUCCGGCCCUCGACGCCGUCGCUAAAUACUAUUUCAACGCUGAGGGAAAACACCUCCGCCCACUGCUUGUGCUGCUCAUGGCGCAGGCUACGAACGGGAUCGGAGAGGGAUGGGGAGGUGUCGCAGCCGAGGCCGAGGAGCAGUUACGUUCGGGGAGCGGUGGGAUCGACGACGCUCUCACGAGCGAGGGCGGUGUACUCAACGACUGGAACCCCGAGAGUAUGGGUCCAGAGCCCAAGGGCGCCCAAACAUUCGCAUCGCCGUUUAGGAUACCCCCUGUUGGUGCUAGGCCACCAUCACCAGCUAUCACGCCGAGCCCCUCGGCGUCUCUCCUCAGCACGGGCGGAGCGACCGACGGCCUCGCGGCAACGAUUCUGCCGACCCAAAGGCGGUUGGCGAGCAUCGUUGAGAUGAUUCACGUCGCGUCGCUGCUUCACGACGACGUUAUCGACCACGCCGACCUCCGGCGUGGAGAGAAGAGCGCACCAUCAGCAUUCGGCAACAAGCUGUCUAUCCUGUCUGGCGACUUUUUGCUUGGGCGCGCAUCGGUCGCCCUCGCCCGUCUUGGGAGUCGCGAGGUCGUCGAACUCCUCGCGACCGUCAUUGCCAACCUCGUCGAGGGCGAGGUUCUUCAGCUACGCGCUACUGCCGACCCAGCAAAGGAGCCCACAGUCCAGGGCUUUGAGGAGUACAUGCGCAAGACAUAUCUCAAGACGGCGAGUCUGAUGGCUAAGAGUGCACGUGCGGCCGUCAUUCUCGGCGGGUGCGAUAGCACCGAGGCAGCGUGGCUAAAAGACGUCGCAUACGGAUACGGGCGCAACCUUGGCAUUGCAUUCCAGCUCGUGGACGACAUGCUUGACUACAAGCCGUCAGACGUGGACCUGGGCAAGCCCGGUUCUGGAGCGGACAUGCGUCUUGGUCUUGCGACGGCACCAGCCCUCUUUGCGUGGGAGGAGUACCCGGAGCUUGGGCCGCUCAUUGCGCGCAAGUUUGAGGGAGAAGGCGACACGGAGAUCGCGCUCGACCUCGUCAACCGCAGCAGGGGGAUGGAGCGGACGGCAGCCCUUGCCGGCGAUUUUGCGGCCGAGGCGCGCCGGCUGGUCGAGCUUUUACCGCCUAGCCCGGCGCGCGACGCGCUGGUGGGACUUACGGUCAAGGUUAUUGACCGUGUCAAGUAG